UCUCUCUAUAAAAGCAUAUCUGACCAACAAAUCAAGAAAGACGCUCCCAUGACUGACCCUAAUUUCUACUCCCAAGAAGAAGAAUGGCUGAAACUGAAUAACCCUAAUAUUCCUUCUCCUCCUACUAACAAUAAUUAUUAUGAAACUCCACCUUCUCCUCCUUUGAAAGAAGCCCUCCCUCUGCUGAGCUUAUUAAAACAUGAUGAUGAUGCUGAUGAUGAUGAAGGUUGUUGCAGUAUUAGUGAUUUGGACAAAAAAGGUAGAGACAUCGAUGAUAAUUCAUGUCCUAAAGAUGAUGAAGAUGAAGAUGUUACAGUAGCACUUCAUAUAGGUUUACCAAACCCUAGUAGUGCUGAUUUGGCCUCUAUUCUCAGCUCUAAUAAUAAUAAUGAUGAUUUUUCCAUCCCCAUGAAUAUGAUAAACACAACUAGUACUAGUACUAGUAGACAGUAUUGGAUUCCCACUCCUUCUCAGAUUCUUAUUGGUCCUACUCAAUUCUCUUGUCCUGUUUGCUUCAAGACCUUCAACAGAUACAAUAACAUGCAAAUGCAUAUGUGGGGGCAUGGAUCUCAAUACAGAAAAGGACCAGAAUCAUUGCGGGGAACUCAACCAACAGGUAUGCUUAGGCUUCCUUGUUAUUGCUGCACACCUGGGUGCAGAAACAACAUUGAUCAUCCAAGAGCAAAACCAUUGAAAGAUUUCAGAACACUUCAAACACAUUACAAAAGAAAGCAUGGAAUUAAGCCCUUCAUGUGUAGAAAAUGUGGAAAGGCAUUUGCUGUUAGGGGAGAUUGGAGAACACAUGAAAAGAAUUGUGGCAAACUUUGGUACUGCAUUUGUGGUUCUGAUUUUAAGCAUAAGAGGUCUCUUAAAGAUCAUAUUAAGGCUUUUGGUCAAGGACAUGGACCUUAUGGGAUUCAUAGCUUUGAUGACGAUGACGAAGAUCCUGCAUCUGAAGUUGAACAAGAUAAUCCUCAACACACUCACUCACUAUGA
Molecule: messenger RNA, 996 nt
Organism: Solanum verrucosum
Lineage: Eukaryota; Viridiplantae; Streptophyta; Magnoliopsida; Solanales; Solanaceae
Product: zinc finger protein WIP2-like
Exons: 2
Biological process (GO): anatomical structure development; regulation of gene expression
Cellular component (GO): nucleus
Molecular function (GO): DNA-binding transcription factor activity
Source: RefSeq, a predicted model, not a curated record